CUUUAUAUUAAUAAUAUAAUAUUGAACGUUUUUAAAGAAAGUUAUACUUAUUAGUUUUAUGUAAUUUGUUACGAUUUUAUCCCAAAAAGAUUUCUAAGUUUAAAUUGUUAAUUGACUAUUUGUUACCAACAACAGCUCAUCAUGGAAACUUAUGACGUUAUUGUUAAUCAGCCUGUUGUCAUAGACAACGGCUCAGGUGCCAUUAAAGCUGGAUUUGCUGGGGAACAAACGCCAAAAUGUUGUUUUCCAAAUUAUAUUGGACGACCAAAGCAUGUUCGAGUAAUGGCUGGUGCUUUAGAAGGAGAUACAUUUAUUGGACCAAAAGCGGAAGAACAUCGAGGUUUGCUAUAUAUCAAAUAUCCUAUAGAACAUGGUAUUGUAACUGAUUGGAAUGACAUGGAAAGAAUAUGGCAAUAUAUAUACGGUAGUGAUCAACUUCAAACAUUUUCUGAAGAACAUCCUGUACUGUUAACUGAAGCCCCUCUAAACCCACGACGAAAUCGUGAAAAAGCUGCAGAAAUAUUUUUUGAAACUUUCAACGUUCCUGCAUUUUAUGUGUCUAUUCAGGCAGUUCUUAGUUUAUACGCUACUGGUCGCACUACUGGAGUUGUUUUAGAUUCUGGUGAUGGAAUUACUCACACUGUUCCAAUUUAUGAAGGUUUUGCUAUGAAACAUGGUAUUAUACGGUUAGAUUUAGCUGGCCGAGAUAUAUCACGUUAUCUUAAGUUAUUACUAAGAAAAGAAGGUUUAAAUUUUUCUACGUCUGCAGAAUUUGAAGUAGUUAGAGCAAUUAAAGAAAAAGCUUGUUAUGUAGCUUUAAGUCCAGUUAAAGAAGAAUCAUCUGAUAGUAAUAUAUAUCAAUAUAUGCUACCUGAUGGAAACAAAGUUGAUAUUGGCCCGGCUCGUUUCCGUGCUCCAGAAGUGUUAUUCCAUCCCGACUUAAUUGGUGAAGAAUGUGAAGGCUUACAUGAAGCAUUAGUAUAUUCAAUACAAAAAUCUGAUUUAGACGUACGAAAAAAAUUAUAUCAAAGUAUUGUACUAGCUGGAGGAUCAACUCUAUUAUCUGGAUUCGGUGAUAGACUAUUAUCAGAAAUUAAGAAACUAGCACCUAAAAAUAUGAAAUUAAAGAUUUUGGCGCCACAAGAACGUCUGUAUACGACAUGGAUCGGAGGUUCUAUUCUGGCGUCAUUGGGCACAUUCCGCCGGAUGUGGGUGUCGAAACGAGAAUUUUUCGAAGAAGGCUCGAGGGUGAUACACAGAAAAACGAUGUAACACCGCCUCCGACUCGCUCACUGCUGCCUGCCACGUUUCCGACCCUCUCGGCCAAACGUCACGUCGAGGCGCACGAUCAUAAUUGCCUUAUGCGGAUUGAUCCUCAAUUAUAUCGUCUUUUCUAACACGGUUCUAGCCCGACCCUUUUUGUCACCCCUAUCCGCUCGACGCCCAGCCACAAACAAACAAGCUCUUGUACAAAUACCCAUUUUUUCGUCAUCAGCCCAUUUGUUUACUUUAUUAGUUUUAUUAUUAUUAUUACAAUUUGUUUCGCUUAUCUAUGUGUAUUUAAUAACGAUUAUAUAUAUAUAUAUAUUAUAUUAUAAUAUUUAUUGUAGGAUUAAUCUCUUUUUUUAUAAUAUUUGAAAUACUUCACUUCUGUAUAAAUAAAUAUAAUACAGUUACGACGAGGGUCUCGGUCGUAUACGAGUAAUUUUUAAUUUACAUCUAAUUAUUUUAUUGUUUCGCAAAAUUAAUUUUAAUAUAUCUACGACGUCGGCGCAGUCUUAACAGUUAAGCGGAAUCGGUUAAUAGCGUCUGUAAAUAUAGUAUAAUUUAUAUUUACUAAAUUAAAUUUAUUUAUUUUUACAAUUUAAAUUAAAAACAAUAUCAAUUAACUACAACCGUUACUAUAAUAAUAUAUUUGUGUGUAAAUACCAACUUUCGCUACAUAAUAUGUGUUAUUAUAUAAUGUUAUAUUGUCUGUCAAACCUAACUGACGCAGUUUGAUUGACAAAAUUGGUAUUAAUUUGCCAAAAAUAAAUACAGUUACUUAACAAAGAAAAA
Myzus persicae (green peach aphid) is the source of this 2058-nucleotide messenger RNA. It is a transcript of the gene Arp1, whose product is annotated as beta-centractin. The coding region runs from base 142 to 1272 and encodes 376 amino acids. Lineage: Eukaryota; Metazoa; Arthropoda; Insecta; Hemiptera; Aphididae. The record is from RefSeq and is a predicted model, not a curated record. The transcript has 8 exons.